AUGAACAGUACAAAGCUGAGAAUGAAAAACCGGAGAAAAUACAAAAACGUUGGAGGGUUAGAUGUGAAAUAUACCUUUUCCUUGCUCCACCGCUGCUAUCGCUGCUGCUCCAACACUCAACAGUCAGAAAAAGGGUGGGUUUUGCUUCUCUGUCCAUCAGGAUCAGAGUGUCCCAAGAUUAGCAGGAUGAUGAGACAAAUUGCAGUAACAGUAGCGACGCUUUUGCUUGUUGCACUUGAGAUUCCAACCGGGCUAACCCUUCCAUCCACAGUACCUGCAUUUCUCUGGUCGCCCCUUGAAGAUGGCAAUGGAAUAAAGGAAGCAGUAAAUUAUCAAACUCUCUCUACAAAGGAUUUGGCCAAGUCUGUUCUGUCUGAAGGGGGCUGGUCAAACUUACUGUGUUCAGGGAAGGAAGCUCAGCAUCAUUCUGUAGAUGUUGCUCUUCUAUUUGUUAGGAGAGAGUUACAAUCAUGGGAUAGUUCUGGUGCAAAACAUGUAGACUCAUCAGUUGUGGACUUUCUCGAGGUAUCUUUCACAGGUGCCAAUUUUACCUUGGCAUUCCCGUACAUUGCUGCUUCACAAGAGGAAGAGGCGGUGGAAAGUUCAUUGAUUUCAGAGUUUGCAGAAACUUGUGGGCAUAACUUAGCUGGUAAAGUUUCUUUCAUGGAGUCCUGUUCAUUGGAUGGUGGAAAUUAUGAAAAACUUUCAGACAUUAAAACCUUCCAUGACUAUUUGGUUUCGAGGAUGGAAAAGAGACAGAAGGGGCAAGCAUAUUUGGCUGUAUUUUGCCAGGGAAGCUCACAUUCUGAAAGUUUGAAUGGACAUGCAGGUCAGAUUCUCUCUGAGCUUAUCAGUUCUAUGGAGCAGUCCGGGGCAAUGUAUACGGUUCUCUAUGUUUCUGAUCCUUUGAGGCCAGUGCAAUAUCCUUCUUAUAGGGAGUUGGAAAGGUUUCUUGCAGAAAGUGCCUCAGGAAAUGGAUCAUUCAAUUCCACUUCUUGUGAUGGAGUUUGCCUUGUAAAAUCAUCACUUUUGGAGGGAAUCUUAGUGGGGAUUGUUCUGCUUCUAAUUUUAAUAUCUGGCCUUUGCUGUGUGGUGGGUAUUGACACUCCGGCUAGGUUUGAAACUCCCCAGGAUUCUUGAUCUGUUGUUUGCGGAAGAUAUACCUGAAUUGUGUUACUGGGGAUGCGAUUCACACGUGAAGGAAUUUGAUUAACCAUAUGAAACCUUCUGAUGUCAUGGAAGGUUUGCUUGAUGGAUUGUGCUGUAAAAUGGUACCGUGGUCUUAUAAUAAGUUGUUCCCAAUCUAUAUUUGUCCUCGGUUGCAACCUGCACAGUGUAACUGGAUGAUAUAUUCUUUAUUUUGAGAAUCAGGAUAUGCAGAAAUUUUGGGGUACUAUUAUCGAUAUCUGAGAUAAUGAUAAUGGCACUUAAGGAAAUGUUCCUUUUA
Molecule: messenger RNA, 1447 nt
Organism: Rhododendron vialii
Lineage: Eukaryota; Viridiplantae; Streptophyta; Magnoliopsida; Ericales; Ericaceae
Exons: 10
Coding region: 1-1140 (379 amino acids)
Source: RefSeq, a predicted model, not a curated record